Molecule: messenger RNA, 4609 nt
Organism: Drosophila takahashii
Lineage: Eukaryota; Metazoa; Arthropoda; Insecta; Diptera; Drosophilidae
Gene: MnM
Product: myomesin and myosin binding protein
Molecular function (GO): protein binding
Source: RefSeq, a predicted model, not a curated record
GGAGGAGGAGGUGGAUGCUGGGCUGACGAACCGAACGGAACGGAUUAUUUAACGCGCCGCAAAAAUGGCAACGCUUGCAAACAAAAGCCAAAAAACGCUACGAAAGUUACAUUAUUAGGAUUAACCCGCACCUGGAGUUGAAAUAGUUAAAGUUUAAAGUGUGUGUUUAUUGGCGAUACAAAAACGACGGGUUAAGUUAAGUUAAUUUCGACUGUCUAUAUAUAGAUCCUCUGUAUAGGCAAGCACAAUAUUGCAAAUAGGUUAAAUAUCUAAAUAUCUCGAAAUGGGAAAUCAGCCGGGAAAGCUGCACACGCAUCCGCAGGGCAAUCGACCGAAGAAGAAUGUCCACUGGAAGUCGGCAGAGCGACCUUCACCACCCGGUCGUCCCAUUCUGACGCCAGUGGCGCUGCCGGAACAGCAACCGGAUGUGGUGAACCUGCGCUGGGAUCGUCCUUUGCAUGAUGGUGGUUCCCCCAUCACUGGCUAUACGGUGGAGCACCGGCGUAUGGGAUCGCCCCAUUGGGUGAGAGCCACGCCCACUCCGAUCGAUCGCUGUGAUGUCUGCAUCAGUGGACUGGAACCCGGUUGGCGGUAUCAGUUUCGCUGCUUUGCCGAGAACAUUGUGGGUCGUUCGGAUGCCAGUGAGCUAUCCGAUCCCCUGACGGUGACUCUCCAGCGGAACGCCAUCACCGUGCCCCGCUUCAUCGAUGAACUGGUGGACACGGAUGCCGUGGAGGACGAGCGCAUCGAGUUUCGCGUUCGCAUCCUGGGCGAACCGCCGCCGGAGAUCAAUUGGUUCAAGGAUGGCUACGAGAUCUUCAGCAGUCGCCGCACGAAGAUCGUCAACGACAACGAGGCCAGUGUCCUGGUCAUUCACCAGGUUGCCCUGACCGACGAGGGUGAGAUCAAGUGCACGGCCACCAAUCGAGCGGGUCAUGUGAUCACCAAGGCCAGGUUGAUGGUCCAGGCUCCGCCCAAGAUUCGAUUGCCACGCACCUACGAGGAUGGGCUGAUUGUGGAGGCCGAUGAGGUGCUGCGCCUUAAAGUGGGCGUGGCUGGGCAACCACCGCCGGCCAUUACGUGGCUCCACGAGGGCGAGGUCAUCGCUCCAGGUGGACGCUUUGAGAUAACCAACACUGAGAAGAACUCGCUGCUCAAGAUCGACAAUGUGCUGCGCGAGGAUCGCGGCGAGUAUAUGGUGAAGGCGUGGAACAGACUGGGCGAGGAUAGCACCUCCUUCCUGGUCACCGUGACGGCCAGACCCGAUCCGCCGGGCACUCCCAAACUGAAUAUGUCCUUUGGCAAGUCGGCCACUCUCGCGUGGACGGCUCCUCUCGACGACGGCGGCUGCAAGAUAGGCAACUACAUAGUGGAAUACUUUCGAGUGGGCUGGAAUGUUUGGCUCAAGGCGGCCACCACGAGGGCACUGAGCACCACGCUGCACGAUCUGAUCGAGGGAUCGGAGUACAAGUUUCGGGUGAAGGCGGAGAAUCCCUAUGGGCUAAGUGAACCCUCGGGUGAGUCGGAGUUGCUCUUUAUACCAGAUCCCAAAAGGGGCAUUACCAAACCCAAGUCGGCUACAAAGAUUGCGGGCGAUGAGAAGGAUAAACCAAAGGGAGGAGGAGCAGCUGUUCAGGUGCCACCACGUCGGAAGACCCUAUCGCCUCCAAGACCCCAUGCAGAUGCCGCCACUGGGAUGUCGCCCAAACAGUCGCCCAGUGCCAAACGAAAACCCAAACCUCAAUUAAUAGACAACGAGCAACUGACCCACGAGAUGUCCUACGGAACUUCGGAUCAGGCCUUGAAGAUGGACGUGCGCAAGAGUCCCUCGGUGAGCAGUGCGGAUUUGAUUAAUAAGCUGGCCAGCGAUAGUCAAUCCUCCAAUCCGAAACUUAAUCUAACGCUGGUGACCACCACCUUGUCACCGGUGGAGAAGCCAAACGAACCAGCACCCAGGUCACCCAAGUCACCAACUGCUACCUCUCCUUUGAAGCUAUUCAAUCCCAAGCCAAAGGAUAAGUCACCUGUGCCACCACGUCCACAACCGCUGCCCACUCCUCCGAAGGAAAAACCAGAGAAGACGUCACCCAAUCGCAAGAGGAGCUUGAGUCCACCUAACAAAAGGCAACCGGCUCCUCUGCGCAAGAGUCCAACGCCACCGGAACCCAUCAAGAUUACACCAGCUCUACUGCGGAGUGCGGAACCCGUUCAGCUGGGAGUCAACCAGAAUGUGAGACGCUUCUCUGGCCAGACCCUAAGCCCGGCCAGAAAUGUGCCCACUUUGGCGCUGGCCGUGGCCUCCGGGGUGUCGGCUGUGAUUGGUGAAAAACUACCCACCAUUGAGAUUAGUGCUCCACCAACGCCGCAGGAGGAGGUACAGGAGCAGCAUCUUAUGCCUGAGCCAACUCCUUCACCGGAACCACCACAACCAGCUCCAAAGUCGCCAAGGCGCUUCUCCAGGUCGGCCGACAAACACGACGAGGUCCACACCAGCAAUGAGUUCAUGCUGGUGGUCUUCGAUAAGAACAGCAAGGUCAAGGAUAAGGACAAACAAGAUUCCUUUGAGCUGGACCUGGAGGACGCCAUCCAGCCACCGCCCAUUUCGAUUUCUGCCCCGGAUCUGGCCUUCCUGGAGUUCACCAAUCUGCAUACCACCUUUCCACUCCGUCGAUCCGUCAGCUCCACGGAACUUUUGUAUGAGAGGGCCAUGGCCAGGUUCUAUGAGGCAGUGGAACUGGAGCAGGCUUCCAAAUCCCGCAAGACAUCGCAGGAUAAACUGGCUGCCCCAGUGUCCCAUCAAACGCCAGCCAAUCUUCGCAAGCGUUUGGGUUCCAUUUCGGAGGCGGAACGGUUGUCCUUUGAGAGGAGGAGCGAAUUGCGUAGGCAGUCGGCGGAUAUGGUGUCCAUUUCGAGGAAGUGGGAUUCCAGGGAGAAUGUCAGUGACUUGACGAGGAUCCACACCACUGGACAGUUGCCCUUGGAACCGAAGAAAGAUCUUCGGGAGCAGGAGGAACAGGAGGAACCGGAGGAGUUGGAUGUGGAGGAGGAACAUUUGACUGAAAGUACGGCGGAUGAUAGCGAAGAUAUGGAUCUGGAUUUCGAUGAGGAUGUGGAUGUGGAGUAUCCGCCAAAGAAGCAACUGCAGCAGCAGUCCAGCAACGACCUGGGUUCGGAUUACACAGAGAGCACUGCCUCCUCGGAACAGGACUCCAUAGAGAAGUUCAAGAUGGAAUUGUUGGCCAGAACUCGAUCGCCCAGUCCUCGGGAUCUGGAGACCUAUCAUCCGCGCACCAUGGGCGCUGGAACCUUCACUCCAUAUAGAGCUCCCACUCCGGAACAGGCUGCCGUGGUGCUCAAUCGUCCAGUGCCACUGCCCAGUCCGGAUUUUGUGCCCAAACCCAUACUCAAAAGGUCCUCCAAUGAGCAUGUCGAGCAGUCUGUUAGUCCUUCGCCCAGAAAUACUGAAAGUGAAAUGGUGGUGACCACAAGUCCUCCAGUUUCUUCUUUACCCACUCUAACCACCAGUAAUCCGGGGAGUACCCUUAAAAUGGACCUGGCCAAGGGAAUCAAGUCGUUUUUCACCCGCGACAAGAGAUCCGCCACGGAGAAGAACACCGAGGCCAACGAGGAGAUAUCCAAUCCUCUGGAGAAGACCAAUGCAGCGGCCAUAGCGGCGGAUUUGGAGGCCAAGCGGCGGGUUAAAGAGGAGGAGGAGCUGCGUCGCCAGGAGGAGGAGCGUCUCAUGCAGGAGGAGGCUCAUGCGGCAGUGGAUCAUUACAGUGAUUUGGUAAGGGAAGUGGGCAGUUCCCAUAGAUACCAUACCCCGAUCUACCUGGAUCGGGAUGAACUGAAGCGAGCGGCGGCCAAGGCGGCGGCGGAAACGGAUGAGGAGGAUGUGCUCAGCCAUGCGGAGGAGCUGAAGAAGCGACUGGCCACCGGUGGCGGCGAUGAUAUGUUCCUGGCUCCUCCUGUCGUCAGGGAACGACGUCUCUCCAUCUCGGAAAGAGAACAACUCGUGCAUGUUCGUGAUGCAGCCAGUGAUCUGGCAUUCCACCAAUCUCCAGAGCAGGAAACCCAGAAAGAGGAGGAUGAGGAGCCGGAAUACCCCACUGUGCUGGUGGUGCCCCCACCCAAGUCGAAAAACAAGAGCGAAUCCGAGACUGAGAGCGUCAUGAGCGAGAUGGUGGAGGCUCGUCCGGAUGCGAGGGGCAGGACGAGAUUGGUGAAGGUGAAGAGGGUCAUCCGGAGGAGGGUUCCCUCCAGCACUAGGUCAAGAGAUGCCUCCCUGACCCGACCAGGUCCCCCUGAAAUAGAGAGCCCUCCACAGACCUCCCUAAUCCUCUCCGCCGCCGACAGGGAUCUGCUGCAGAAGGCCGCCGCUCUGGCCAUCCUCCAGUCGGAGGAGCAGGCCCACGAGAAGGUGCGCUCCGCCCUCAGCUACUGCACGGAUCUGGUGCUCUUCUUGGUCGCCUGCUAUGUGUACUUGUUCAAGGAUGCCCGCCUGGUGUUGCCCAUCCUGGGACUGAUCAUCUACCGCCAGCUGGGCGAGGCUGUGAGGGGCUAUGUGCCCGGCUGGCUGCGUCGCCGGAUCAUCGGGGAUGGUAGUUAG